GCGCUGACGUUCACAGUAAAUAGAUGAUAGGGCCUUCACUUGCCAACAGGCAAGGCCUCUGCUCGACAUCUGGCUCCACGCUUACCUUCAGAAGGGAGGUGCUGUGGCCCCGUCAGAGGAAUCAGAGAUUGCAUGAAAUCAGACAGAAACGUGCGCAACCUUGCUGCUCGAUCAAAGCAAGAUGGUGCAUUGAUAUCAACUAUGGGGUCAAGCUCGAUGCUGUAGCACUCCUGCAAGAAUGGGUGACGCAAAUUGGGAGUCAAGCCGGACUGGACUUGUCAAGAACUCAAAUACUAAGUGGCGCGAUUGGUGUUCCAGAAUCACGUCUGGUGAUGGAGGUAGAUUUUGACACGCUAGCAGAGCUGGAAGCCUUCUGGUCCAGCAUCCCCCAGCAAGAUCACAAGGCCUGGAGCGAAAGGGCUCGGAAUCUGAUCAUCAAUGGCUCUCCCCAAUGGGAGGUGUAUCGAUCAGUACCUGUGAGCACUGAGGGCACAUCUGGGACGCAAGCAAUUCAGUCAGAGCCGUCCAGCACAGGAAGGAAGAACUCUGCAGCUGCAGCAUCGGCUGAAAUGUCUGCUGCGACCGCUGGCGGGCUGAUCCUUAAUACCAAGACCUUCACAUUUGAGGAAAAGCCAGGCUUGACAGGGGGAGGUAACAGUGAAGCCGAGCCUGAGAAGGGAAGAGGACAGAGCCAGGAUGACGAUGGCAAGCGGGUGAUCCUUGACUGGAAGGGUGACCCCAUGACCAUCAACCCUGGGGACAAACUGCCAUUCUUCUGAGUCUGCCCGGGCGGCAUUGCGGUUUUUGUAGGAACGAUAGCGUGCAUGAGAGUGCAAUUUCUUGAUCAGAUGGUGAUGCGAACUGCAGCUCAUAGACUCAUCGUUUGCGCGGUGCCCCACCCACUCAAACGGUACAAAGCUUUGGUCUUAAAAAUUUUAUAAAUAAGAUAGUUCUCAGCACCUAGGCCUUGACAAUGUCUGUGCUCAACCGGUACCUUGUGAAGUGCUGACCGGACUAUGAAGCUUGUCUCCAGAGCUUUGGCGUACAAAGGAAAAUGACAGGGACCAAUACGGUGCCAUAUAC
Messenger RNA from Coccomyxa subellipsoidea C-169, 1083 nucleotides. RefSeq lists its product as hypothetical. Lineage: Eukaryota; Viridiplantae; Chlorophyta; Trebouxiophyceae; Coccomyxaceae. The record is from RefSeq and is a predicted model, not a curated record. The transcript has 4 exons. The coding region runs from base 24 to 779 and encodes 251 amino acids.